AUGGCAUUCACCCUGUACUCACUGCUGCAGGUGGUCCUGCUCUGCGUCAACACCAUUGCCGUGCGGCACGAGGAGCGUUUCCUCAAGAACACUGGCUGGGGAACAGACCAGGGAAUUGGCAGAUUUGGAGAGGAGCCAAGAAUUAAAUCUCAGCUAAUAAACCUUAUUCAAUCUGUAAGAACCGUAAUGAGAGUGCCAUUGAUAAUAGUAAACUCAGUUGCAACUGUAUUGCUUUUACUAUUUGGGUGAAGAUCAGUGGAGGAA
Molecule: messenger RNA, 264 nt
Organism: Eptesicus fuscus (big brown bat)
Lineage: Eukaryota; Metazoa; Chordata; Mammalia; Chiroptera; Vespertilionidae
Product: immediate early response 3-interacting protein 1-like
Exons: 1
Coding region: 1-249 (82 amino acids)
Biological process (GO): endoplasmic reticulum to Golgi vesicle-mediated transport
Cellular component (GO): Golgi membrane; COPII-coated ER to Golgi transport vesicle; endoplasmic reticulum membrane
Source: RefSeq, a predicted model, not a curated record